AGCUUCUUGAGUUCAUCAUUUCCAUGGCUAACCCAAUUCUGAUUCGUCCAUGGUCUCGCUUGGCCUCUUUGCGUUCUCCUUCUGCUGCAGAAUCACAACCCAAACCUCAGCUUCCACAACCUUCUCUCAAAACAACAAACACCAACUCUCAUGACACCAAUGCCACUGUCACCAAAUCCCUACCAACAACACCAGUUAACUCACAAAACCUCAAAUCCACUACCCCUAUGAUCUUUCCACCUGCCAAAUUAAAGGUUCAUCCUCACCCGGUGGUGGAACUCACCAUUGAAAAGCCUAAUAGCAAUGGCAAUGCUUCGGUGAAGCAUGAAUCAGAAGAAACUAAGAACCAGAAACAAGUCAUUGGCCCAAAUGAAACCAAAGGGAAAGGUAUUCACACAAAGCUCUCAGAGGGUCAUGGCGUAAGGGUCAUAACCAUUUCAGGGGAAAACAGAGGUGCUUACAUGCAAAUAACACGAUCCCACAAGAAAAAGCCCUUUCAGAAGACGGGGAAUUCUGAUGGUGAGAAAGUGAGAACACUGUCUUCUCCUCCAAACAGAGCUUUGUAUGGGAACAGCAACGUGCAGUGUGUCAACAACUCAAUGCUGUUCAACACUAGCUUGAGCCACCACGAACCAGGAGUGCACCUUGUUGUCCCGAAAAAGCCAUUUGGCAAAGGGUUGCUUCUCAAGGAACGUGGUGAAGUUCAAUGCACCAUGGCAAAUCCAAUUCCAAUUCGUCCAUGGUCUCGCUUGGCCUCCAUAAAAACACUUCCUGAAACUCAACCUGCAGAACUUUCUCUCAAAACAACUAACACUUCCUCACAUGAGGGCAAUGAAAGUGCCACCAAAUCUCGAUCACAAACACCAGAUUUUCACAGUCCAACAAUUCAGUCACAAAAGCUCAAACUCACUACUCCCAUUUCCUUUCCACCUUCGAAAUUGAAGGGUCAGCCUCAGCUUAAGGAAUAUGGAGAAACUCAAAAGCAAGGCAUAGGCAUAACAACUUCAGGGGAAAGCAAAGGUGCACACAUUCAAAAUAAACCCUUUAACAAGAUUGAAAAUUCCUGUGGUGAAGAAGUGAACGGAAAAAUGAAGAACAAGAGUGGGAAAUUAACGAUACCAUGUUCAUCUCCAUUGCGAGUUCUGAGUGCAUCUUUUUAUCCCAAAGAAGCCAUUUUUGUGAAGGAUUCCAAGGUGGCGUUUAACUUAGAUUCAUCUAUGUUUCAGGCAAUUCCAAUGGCUACCACCAAUCCAAUUCCAAUUCCAAUUCGUCCAUGGUCACGCUUGGCCUCCCUAAGAUCUCUUCCUGCUCCAGACUCACUUCCAAAACCUCAGUCUGCAGAACUUUCUGUGGAAACCUCUCAUGACAGAAAAGAAAGUGCCACCAAAUCUGUACCAGAAACACCAGAUGUUCACAGUCCAAUGCAGUCACGAAAGCUCAAACUCUCAACCCCAUUGAAGUCUCAAGCUCAGCUUGAGAUUAAGAUAGCGCUAGAAGAAGAAGUAACCACUGGAAAUGGCAGAGGCUCGUUGAAGAGUGAUUGGGAUGAAAAUGAAGUCAUUGCAAAAGAGGUGAAAACUAAAGGGAAGGGUUCUUCUGAUGGCCAUGCAAUGAGGGUCAUAACAAUUUCAGGCGAAAACAAAGGUGCAUCCAUGCAAAUAACCACACCCCACAAGAAACCCUUUCACAAACUGAGAGCUGUGUACGCUAACAGUAAUGUGCAGUGCGUGAACAACUCAAUUGUGUUGAACACUCGUUUAACCCACCAUGAUCCAGGAAUGCACCUUACUAUCCCGAAAAAACCAUUUGGGGAAGGAUUCCAUCUCAAGAAACGUUGAGAAGUUCAACGCAAUUGAUCAAGUUGGUUCUUUUGGUUAAGAUUAUUUAUAUGGUGUGGUUGAGGAUAUUGUGUUAUAGGAGUAAGAGCCCUAAUUGCUAUACUGUUAGGGUGACUUUGUAUUCCAAUAAAUUUUAACGAGAAAAUGUGUU
Messenger RNA from Vigna unguiculata (cowpea), 1989 nucleotides. RefSeq lists its product as uncharacterized. The record is from RefSeq and is a predicted model, not a curated record. Lineage: Eukaryota; Viridiplantae; Streptophyta; Magnoliopsida; Fabales; Fabaceae.